This is a messenger RNA of Lolium rigidum, 1175 nucleotides long. Its product is annotated as probable serine/threonine-protein kinase PBL19. The coding region runs from base 1 to 1119 and encodes 372 amino acids. NCBI's taxonomy places the organism in Eukaryota, Viridiplantae, Streptophyta, Magnoliopsida, Poales, Poaceae. Gene Ontology annotation, molecular function: protein kinase activity; ATP binding. Gene Ontology annotation, biological process: protein phosphorylation. The record is from RefSeq and is a predicted model, not a curated record. The transcript has 2 exons.
AUGGGGUGCUUCGCCUUCAAGAGCGGCAAGAACAAGGCCGAGAAGCAGCAGCGACGGCCCAAGUCGCCGGUGCCGGCAACGGACGGCACUGGGCCGACGAGCAAGGCCUCGUCAGGGUCGACGCCGACGCGGAGCAUCCAGGAACUGUCGGAGGAGAGGGGCGCGGCGCGGCUGCGGGCGUUCGGGCUGGAGGAGCUCGGCAGCGCCACCAACGGCUUCAGCCGCUCGCUCAAGGUCGGCGAGGGCGGCUUCGGCUCCGUCUACCGCGCCUUCUUCCGCUCCGCCGCCGGCGGCCGCGUCGUGCUCGCCGUCAAGCGCCUCAACCAGCGCAGCCUGCAGGGUCACAAGCAGUGGCUUGCCGAAGUCCAGUUCUUGGGUGUGCUCGAGCACCCGAACCUGGUGAAGCUCGUCGGCUACUGCGCGGUGGACUCCGACGCCGGCAACCACCGGCUGCUCGUCUACGAGUUCAUGCCCAACAAGACCCUGGACGACCAUCUCUUCAGCCGAGCUUACCACCCGCUUCCCUGGAGGACCAGGCUGCAGAUCAUGAUCGGCGCCGCGCGGGGGCUCGACUACCUCCACCAGGGAGUCCCGGAAGUCCAGGUGAUAUACAGGGAUUUCAAGGCCUCGAACGUGCUCCUCGACGGCGAGUUCAGGCCCAAGCUGUCGGACUUCGGGCUGGCGAGGGAGGGGCCGACGGACGGGAAGACGCACGUGUCGACGGCGGUGGUGGGCACGCACGGGUACGCCGCGCCGGACUACAUCGAGACGGGGCACCUCACGGUGAAGAGCGACGUGUGGGGGUUCGGCGUCGUGCUCUACGAGAUCCUCACGGGGCGGCGGUCGCUGGACCGCAACCGGCCGGCGGAGGAGCAGAAGCUGCUGGGGUGGGUGCGGCGGCACCCGCCGGGAGGGGGCAGCUUCAGGACCAUCAUGGACCCGCGGCUGGGCGGGCGGUACCCGGUGGCUGCCGCGCGUGACACGGCGAGCCUGGCUGACCGGUGCCUUGGAAGGAACCCCAAGGAGCGGCCGUCGAUGCGGGAGGUCGCGGAGGAGCUCGAGCGGGUGUUGCAGAUGGAGCCGGCCCCGCCUUCUGCUCCGGCGACGGCCAAGAGGUGAUCGAUCGGUUGCCAUUGGCUGCACCGGUGCACGCUGACCGGCUCAACAAUACGUAG